GGCUGCUGAAAGGAGGACCAGUAUGGGUGUCCAGAGAAGGAGCUUCCUCCAUGUGCUUGUACUGAGUGUUCUGCUGGCUGUGGAGGCCAUAGAAGGAUCCAGGAAUCAGGACUGGCUUGGUGUCUCAAGGCAGCUUGUAACUAAAGCCUGGAACAGACAGCUGUACCCUGAGUGGACAGAGGUGCAGGGAUCUAACUGCUGGAGAGGUGGUCAGGUGUCUCUGAAGGUCAGCAAUGAUGGACCUACACUGGUUGGUGCUAAUGCCUCCUUUUCCAUUGCCCUGCACUUCCCUGGAAGUCAAAAGGUACUGCCAGAUGGUCAGGUUAUCUGGGCCAACAACUCCAUCAUCAAUGGGAGCCAGGUGUGGGGAGGACAGCCAGUAUAUCCACAGGAACCUGAUGAUGCCUGCGUCUUCCCUGAUGGUGGACCCUGCCCAUCUGGUCCUAAGCCUCCAAGAAGAAGCUUUGUUUAUGUUUGGAAGACCUGGGGACAAUACUGGCAAGUUCUGGGGGGCCCAGUGUCCAGGCUGAGCAUUGCAACGGGCCAUGCAAGGCUGGGCACACACACCAUGGAAGUGACUGUCUACCACCGACGGGGGUCCCAGAGCUAUGUGCCCCUUGCUCACUCCAGUUCAACCUUCACCAUUACUGACCAGGUACCCUUCUCCGUGAGUGUGUCCCAGCUACAGGCCUUGGAUGGAGAGAACAAGCACUUCUUGAGAAAUCAUCCUCUCAUGUUUGCCCUUCAGCUCCACGAUCCCAGUGGCUAUCUGGCUGAGGCCGACCUCUCCUACACGUGGGACUUUGGAGACAGUACAGGGACCCUGAUCUCUCGGGCACUUGAUGUCACUCACACUUAUCUGGAGUCGGGCUCAGUCACUGCCCAGGUGGUACUGCAGGCUGCCAUUCCUCUUGUUUCCUGUGGUUCUUCCCCAGUCCCAGGUACCACAGACGGCUACAUGCCAACUGAAGAAGCACCUGGAACCACAUCUAGGCAAGGGACCACUACAAAAGUUGUGGGUACCACACCUGGCCAGAUGCCAACUACACAGCCCUCUGGAACCACAGUUGUACAAAUGCCAACCACAGAGGUCACAGCUACUACCUCUGAGCAGAUGCUGACUUCAGUGGUCAUAGAUACCACACUGGCAGAGAUGUCAACUAUAGAGGGUACAGGUACCACACCCUCAAGGCUCUCUGGAACCACAGUUGCACAAGCAACAACCACAGACGGUCCAUAUGCCAGCACAUUGCUACCCACACAAAGUUCUACGGGGUCCAUUAGCCCUCUACUGGAUGACACAGACACCAUAAUGCUUGUGAAGCGACAAGUUCCUCUGGAUUGUGUUCUAUAUCGAUAUGGUUCUUUUUCCCUCACCCUGGACAUUGUCCAGGGUAUUGAAAAUGCUGAGAUCCUGCAGGCUGUGCCAUCCAGUGAGGGGGAUGCAUUUGAGCUGACUGUGUCCUGCCAAGGCGGGUUACCCAAGGAAGCCUGUAUGGACAUUUCAUCACCAGGGUGCCAGCCCCCUGCCCAGAGGCUGUGCCAGUCUGUGCCACCAAGCCCAGACUGCCAGCUGGUUCUACACCAAAUACUGAAAGGUGGCUCAGGGACUUACUGCCUCAAUGUGUCUUUGGCUGAUGCCAACAGCCUGGCAGUGGCCAGCACCCAACUUGUUGUUCCUGGUCAAGAAGGUGGCCUUGGGCAGGCUCCCUUGCUUGCAGGUGUCUUACUGGUGCUGGUGGCUGUAGUCCUUGCCUCUCUGAUAUAUAGGUAUAGACUUAAGAAGCAGGGCUCAGUUUCCCAAAUGCCGCAUGGCAGCACUCACUGGCUGCGCCUGCCUCCAGUCUUCCGUGCUCGCCGCCUUGGUGAAAACAGUCCGCUCCUCAGCGGGCAGCAGGUCUGAGCAUUCCUCAGGUCUGAGCUGUGGACUUCCUGGGGUUGACAGCAGUGCCUGUAUUUUCCCUUCGAGACUACCAAUAUCUGAAAUAAAUUCUCAGAACCUUC
This is a messenger RNA of Arvicanthis niloticus (Nile rat), 2004 nucleotides long. Lineage: Eukaryota; Metazoa; Chordata; Mammalia; Rodentia; Muridae. The record is from RefSeq and is a predicted model, not a curated record.